Molecule: messenger RNA, 774 nt
Organism: Rotaria sp. Silwood2
Lineage: Eukaryota; Metazoa; Rotifera; Eurotatoria; Philodinida; Philodinidae
Source: the annotation of a GenBank genome assembly
AUGUUUAUUAUUUUUUUUCUUUUUAUUGUCCCGAUAGAUAAUUAUGACUUUGCAAAAUUCUUUUGGUCAUAUGUGAUCAAAAAUAUUACAGCAGAGAUCUUAACGCAAAAUGUAAGAAUUUAUUGGGGUCAUUCCAAUAAACCAGGUGCAACUGUUGGAACAUUAUUAGAUGAUAGCAAUUAUAUUAAUUGGUUCAUCAAAAACGUAAAAUGUAUACCAACCACUAUAAAGACAUGUGAAUUAUCAAGCAAUAUAUUUGCGGACAAUAAGGAAUUGAAAGAAUUAUGUGGAAAAUACAUGUGUUUUCCUUCGAUUUCGUUACCACAAGAUAAGAUAAUUUGGCAUAGUAUAUUUAAUUUCAAAACAAAACUUUCUGGUAAUGAUUAUUUUGAUUUACUUGAAAAGAUUCGUCUUGAUGAAAGAAAUUUAAAAGAUAAUCUUGAUCGUAUACAAAUGAUAUAUUAUCAUAUAUUAAAAGAAAUAUAUUUUUGGUCAUCCAAUGAACGAAAGACAAUGAAAACACAAGCAAAAUCCUUUUAUCUAUUAACUGAAAACGAUCAAUGGAAAUUGGCUAAUGAUUUAUAUCUUUAUAUGGAGGGUAAUGGAACAAAUAACAAUUUAAAUGAUACAAUUCCAUGUCUAAAACUUGAUUAUAAAAAUAGAAAUCAUUCACAUUUGAAUCAAUUUCUGGAUUUAUUUAAUAUAAAACAAAUUACAAUGAAUGAUAUAAAACUUGCUGAUAAACAAUCUUCCCCUGCUGAACACUUUAGAUGA